CUGUGGCGACUCGCGGCGCGGCCAGCAGACGACGUCGCAGACGACCAGGGACUCCGCAGACCCGCCGCCGUCCACAGUUCCAACAUGAAAGCCCCGCAGGUGCUGCUGGUCCUCGCCGCGGCGGUGCUCUCGAGCGAGGCGCGCGCCGUGAGCGACGCGCGCAUCCCCGAGGACGACUUGUACGCCGUCUACAGCGUGGAGGAGCAGCCCGCCCUACAGCCGCCAGUCUACCCCUUCGCGCCGGACCACCUGGAGCCCUACGUCGCGCCCGAAGGCACCGAAGUGGACGCGGCGCCCCACUCGCUGUCCAAGCGGUCCAGCGUGGUGUUCCGGCCGCUGUUCGCCACCCAGCAGCGCGACGCCGAGCGCCGCGAGCAGAGUGAGCGCCGUCGCGAGUACUGGGCCAAGGAGGAGCGGCGGCGCAGCGCGGUCGCCCACCCCGCCUACCGGCCGUACGCCUCCGCCUACCCCGCCGCCUACCCCGCUGCCUACCCCGCCGCCUACCCCGCCGCCUACCCCGCCCUGGGCCGCUAGGCGACGCGGCGACGCCGCGGACCCCGCGGACGGACCACUGACCGUCUGCGACUUUGGGGCGUCCGCGCCAAAUAUUGACGGCAGCUGACAGGGGCGCGCGCGCCUGGACUUGACAGUGGUGACGACGGAGGCAGUGGCGGUCAGCCCUGCCCGCGACGCCCCCCCCCUCCCCUCCCGACGACACGCCAACACCACGCCGCGCCGCAGCGGUUGUUUCUCGAACGCCGCGUGGAAGAUGACACUUGACUCUUCGGUAUUUUCACACCUGGCCAGGACUUGCCGGUGGUUUGCACCUCGCCGUCGGCCGAGAGUCAUCCUCGUGACGUCACGCGCUGCCAUUGGCCGAAGGGCCCGGCCGGCCGCGGCAUGACGGCGACGCGACCACACGAUGACCGACGACGACAACGACCACCACCACCACCACCACCCCGCCAAGGCGAGCCAAGGCGAGCCAAGGCGCGCCAGACUCAGACGCCCGCGAAACUUGCCGCCGCCGUUCGGCUGUUCGGCGUUAGACACACCGUGCCAUAUAAACAGAGGAAAACUUUGGCAGCCGACAGAAAUUUGCCGCAAACAUGUGCCAAAAAAAUAAACGGCUGGCCCAAACCAUUGCUCUGUACUGUUGUCAUAUUUUUAUACUUUAUUUAUGAUUUUAUUUUUGUACAAUAAAUCGUUUUGUAAUA
Messenger RNA from Thrips palmi, 1217 nucleotides. RefSeq lists its product as uncharacterized. The transcript has 3 exons. The coding region runs from base 85 to 534 and encodes 149 amino acids. NCBI's taxonomy places the organism in Eukaryota, Metazoa, Arthropoda, Insecta, Thysanoptera, Thripidae. The record is from RefSeq and is a predicted model, not a curated record.